This is a messenger RNA of Darwinula stevensoni, 1175 nucleotides long. NCBI's taxonomy places the organism in Eukaryota, Metazoa, Arthropoda, Ostracoda, Podocopida, Darwinulidae. The record is from the annotation of a GenBank genome assembly.
AUGAACAUCCUCCUGCUGGUCUCGCUCCUCGUGCUCUCUGCCUCUACGGUGAUCUGCAAGCAAUGCUACUCGUGCCAGGGGACGGACGGAUGCAACCUCGACAGUCGGCACUGGGAUGUAGUGAACUGCGACGGUGACGACGACCACCUCGGUUUACCGCAAGGGGGUCAGAGAAGUUUGGAACCUGACGAACGCGACCGUUACUGCUUCAGUUCGUGGAGGGACAGAGAAGAAUGCGUGUUACGAGAUGAACACGUGACAGACUGUUUCUGCAAGGAAGACCUCUGCAACGACGAAGGAAACAAAAAUGUCGAGGAAGGAAAACUAGAAUGCUACCGUUGCGACGACGAGGACCAGUGCGGACGGAACAUCACACUAUGGGCCACUGAACGAUGCGACGGUGACCUUCAGACCAACGGAUGGCAUUGUGCAAGUCUGUGGAAGGAUGGGAAACUGAAGAAAGCCCGCUGCGGUCUCUCCACGGGUCCUGGUUGCUUCUAUGAUCCGGAUCGAGACGACGACGACAUGAUUUGCUACUGUAACUCGACCCUCUGCAACGACAAGGAUAACCAUGGCUUUCCACCUGAUUCCCUUGAAUGCUACGACUGCGACGACGAGAAAGAGUGUGGAGAUGACGUCGCCCUUUGGAGCACGCAAAAGUGCGUUGGCCCUACGCCAGGGGGCAAUCAAUGGCACUGUUCUAGCGAAUGGCAAGACGGGAAACUGAAGAAAGCCCGCUGCGGUCUCUCCACGGGUCCUGGUUGCUUCUAUGAUCCGGAUCGAGACGACGACGACAUGAUUUGCUACUGUAACUCGACCCUCUGCAACGACAAGGAUAACCAUGGCUUUCCACCUGAUUCCCUUGAAUGCUACGACUGCGACGACGAGAAAGAGUGUGGACAGGACGUCGCCCUUUGGAGAAGCCCUCAUGAAGCCGGCUGCCUUCCCUGGACGAAAAAGGAAUGUGUCCAGGACGAAGAUCGAGAUGAUGACACGAUCUGUUUCUGCCAGACUGACCUCUGCAACGACAAAAACAACAAGGACGACGACGACGAUGACGAUGAUGGCAGCGCGAUCGUGAAACCCUCGUUCCUCCUCGCUUUCCUUGUCCUCUGUCCAAUACUAGCAUAUCAACACCUCCUUCUUCACUCCUAAAGGGGGAUUUGUUGUUCAUG